AUGUCUCCUUCUCCAGGCACAUUCACUUUACUACAUGACACAUCCAAGUCUCAAAUUCCGGUACAUAUUUCUCCACAACCCAUCUUACAGGCUUCAUCAAAUCCAUACAUUUCCUCUAUUUCCUCACCACGUUACCAAGUUCCUAUGUCUACCCCACUACUCUCCCAGUCCAUUAAUACUCCUUGUCCACCCACCUCCCAAUCUCAAUCUCCAACCACAGUACACGCUGAUACUUUUCCAGCAAAUUCCCAACCGUUAAUACCCAAUACCUCUUCUCUUACUCCUCCCUUGACCCAAGGUUCUUCUGCUGGGCCAUCUAUUAACCUUCAUCCCAUGGUGACUCGAUCCAAAGUCGGCACG
This is a messenger RNA of Ilex paraguariensis (yerba mate), 360 nucleotides long. The record is from the annotation of a GenBank genome assembly. Lineage: Eukaryota; Viridiplantae; Streptophyta; Magnoliopsida; Aquifoliales; Aquifoliaceae.